Messenger RNA from Vitis vinifera (wine grape), 366 nucleotides. Its product is annotated as extensin. The record is from RefSeq and is a predicted model, not a curated record. The transcript has a single exon. The coding region runs from base 1 to 366 and encodes 121 amino acids. NCBI's taxonomy places the organism in Eukaryota, Viridiplantae, Streptophyta, Magnoliopsida, Vitales, Vitaceae.
AUGGCGCGAACCAGAGGGGCCAAGUCUUCCUCUCCUUCAAGCCGCAAGAAAAGCCUGAGAAAGGAGCCAGUUCCAGAUCCCGUUUCUGAGCCUUCGCAGCCAAGAGCAGUUCCUCCUUCGGUGAAGCCCGCGCCGCCAAAGCCUCUGGCAAGGCGUUACCUUACCAGGUCAGGGGGUCGGCCGCUACAAAAGAGACCCAGGGUUGAAAGCUCAGAACCCAUUGACUUGACUGAGCAAUCUCCGGUAUCCUCGCCAGUUUCCUCUCCAGUAUCCUCGCCGAUUCCCUCGCCAAUUCAACCUCCGGUGCCAUCUCCGACGUCGCAAGCAAAACCACAGGAGCCUCAGCCGCCACUUCCCGAGCCCUAA